AUGUACAUGUACUUUGAAGCAGAUGACACUCUUGAUAAGAGUAUGGCUGACCUUGUGAGUGAAUACCUCCCCAGUACUCAAGGAUCCUGCAUGACGUUUUGGUAUCAUAUGUACGGUGAUGAUAUUGGGAGCCUGGAGGUAUUUACCAUGGGGUCAGAUGGGGGACACCUAGGUCCUGCCUUCAGUAAGACCGGUGCACAGGGUGAUGUAUGGAUCCAGGGCAGUGCAGAUAUUGUCUACAUUGGCGAAUUUAAGAUUGUUUUUGAGGCUUCUGGGACCAAGAGUGGAACGGGUGAUAUCGCUAUCGAUGACAUUGAUGUCUUCACAAGAUCCUGCAGUGAUGGAGGCAAUCCUACAUCCUUGCCUGUCAUUCCAAUGGACUGUACAUUUGAAUCCAGCAUGUGUUCCUACACCCAACUGACCAGUGACCAGUUCGACUGGACAAGGACCUUCUGGUUCACCAACACCGAAACUACAGGCCCGAAAUUUGACCACACCCUGGGCACUAGCUACGGUUGGUACGUCUAUACUGAUGCAACUAGCCGUCAACCUGGAGACAAGGCCCAACUUGCCAGCCCCGCCCAGAAUCCUACUGGUACUGGAUCAAAGUGCCUGGUGUUUUGGUAUCACAUGUUUGGAGCUCAUGUUAACAGGUUGAAUGUGUACCUCAGGGUCUCCCAACCCCAGAUGACGCUGGACAACAUCAUCUUCACCAAGUAUGGCACCCAAGGAAACCAGUGGAUCAAAGCAGAGAAGGAGAUCACUUCAGAUGAUGUCUGGGAGAUUAUCUAUGAAGGUGUGGUAGGACAGAGUGAUUCUGGUGAUAUAGCCUUAGACGACCUAUCCCUCUAUGAUGGUGCCUGUCCGACAGAAGUUGAAUGUGACUUUGAGCUGGACUUCUGUUCUUGGACUCAGGACCAGACCAACUCCUGGCAAUGGUUGAGGAAUGCCGGUCCAACACCUACAUCUAGCACAGGACCAUCAUACGAUCACUCCACUGGUAGUGCUCUUGGUUACUACGCGUACGUCAAUGCAGCUGAUGCUUCAACUGGGUCCAAGGCACGACUCUUUAGUCCCAUCUAUUCAGAUACAGAUAUGGAAUGUCUAAGGUUCUGGUACCAUAUGUAUGGAAGUAACUUAGGCACGUUGACCAUUUACACAGAGGACCAAGUAACACAUAGUGAUAGUGGUGUUUUAUUCACAAGGAAUGGUCCAUCGGAUGAUGCUUGGAGGUUUGGUCAAGUCAGUAUCUCAUCUUCCCAUCGCUAUAAGGCCGUCAUCGAAGCUGAGAGAGGAUUCUAUAUCCUGGGAGACAUCGCCAUCGAUGAUGUCGAGGUCAUCAGGGGGUCAUGUCCACGUCAAGGAUUCUGUGAUUUCCAAAAUGAUCUCUGUGGCUGGUCCCAAGAAGUAGUCCAGGACCAAUGGGAUUGGUUGAGGUCAUCUGGAGCAACAGACAGUCCUAAUACUGGGCCACAAGUAGACCACACUUAUGGAACGCAAGAAGGCUAUUACAUCUUCUUUGAUAAUUCAUUCCCGACAAUGAAGGUUGGGGAAACAGCGGUACUUAACAGCGAGCAUUUCAGCCCAGUUUCGUCAGCUUGCCUAAGCUUCUGGUAUUAUAUGUAUGGAAAAGAUAUUGGUGAUCUGAAUGUUUGGAUGGCAUAUUCUAAUGGUCAGCCUAGAGAGUCCCAUUGGUCCUUGAGCGGGGACCAGGGUUUUUCAUGGUUCAAUGUUCAAAUCGAUCUUUCAAGUGACAUAGAAUUUAGGAUCCAACUGGAGGCGGUGUACCAGAUCGUAGGAGACCAAGGGGACAUAGCUGUGGAUGACUUGGACUUUGAGAUGAACGCAUGCUCAGAUAUUGGAACAGCUGCUCCUGUAACCCCUGCCAGACCAACAACAGCUCCUGUGCUCUCCAUCUGUACCUUUGAGGAUGAUUUCUGUGAUUUCACCCAAGCCACACCCAGUUCGCUGGUGUGGUAUCGAAACUCCGGAGACACGCCAAUUCCAAACACAGGACCUACUGUGGACCACACCCUUGGCAACACAUUCGGAUACUACGUUUACCUCAAGAGUGACGUGGGUAACAGUGGUGACGUUGGUCAGCUGAUCUCAAGCUCCAUGACCGCUGGCCCUCAGGGUAUCUGUGCCUCAUGGUGGUAUCAUAUGAAUGGUGCGGACAUCAACAAGCUAGAGGUCUGGAAGACGGAAGGGUCAACGCACGUCAUAGAAUGGUCCAGGCUCGGGCCUCAGGGACCGGACUGGAAACACGGCCAGGUCUCCCUCACCGGUAGCUUUAUGGUCAAAUUCCAAGGCUACAAGGGGAGUGGAUCAAGGGGAGCCAUAGCUCUUGAUGAUAUCUCCUUCAGCACUGGAGAGUGUCCUUCACAAAGAAUGUGUGAUUUUGAGCAUGGGGAUUGGUGUGGGUUUGAUCAAGAUUACACAGACCAAGGCGACUGGAAUGUGGAGCGUGAUGACUUCUCUCCAUUGGACUUAACAUACGGACCCAGCACCGAUCAUACCUAUGGAACCCAAAUAGGCAAGUGA
This is a messenger RNA of Strongylocentrotus purpuratus (purple sea urchin), 2544 nucleotides long. RefSeq names its product MAM and LDL-receptor class A domain-containing protein 1-like. Gene Ontology annotation, cellular component: membrane. The coding region runs from base 1 to 2544 and encodes 847 amino acids. The record is from RefSeq and is a predicted model, not a curated record. Gene Ontology annotation, biological process: nervous system development. The transcript has 16 exons. NCBI's taxonomy places the organism in Eukaryota, Metazoa, Echinodermata, Echinoidea, Camarodonta, Strongylocentrotidae.